AUGCACUCCAGCUCACCACACACGCCGCCCAGCUCCCGCCCCCCGGCACGGCGCCCCCCGCAGCCCACGCACCCCCUUACGACCACACCUGCUGUCCAUCUCCCAUAUAAGUCCACCUCACCGCCCACCACCUCCACCUGCUCACCCACCCACUGCAUUUCUGCCCCACCCUUCAGCCCGCCCACCUACUCUCCCGCCCACCGCGACUCCACGCCCACCCAGAGAUGCGAGGUGGAGGUGAGGAUGGGAGAGGAGGGUGGAAGAGAGGCUAGUGGAGAUCUGGUGACCCCUGGUGGCCGCCGCGCACGAAACCCGCCCACCUUCCCGCCGCUGCCCGCCCCCCGCCCUGACACUCCACCACGCCGCCCCCGCUCGCCCACCCGCCCCACAACCCACCCACUCACCAGCAGCCUGACCCACACCAUAAGCCACCGGGUGCAGGCGUCGCAGGGCGGGUAUCGGGCAGGACGGGCGCGGGACGGGGACAUGAAGUCACACGUGCCCGCCGUGUGUCCCCUCACCGGCCUGCCCCAAGGAUCAGAGGACUUGGAGCAGGAAGGCGACGAAGUGGAAGUGAGUGUGCUGUGCUUCUCUACUCACACCAGCGCCCAUGACUGUAAAUAA
This is a messenger RNA of Scylla paramamosain (green mud crab), 624 nucleotides long. RefSeq lists its product as uncharacterized. The record is from RefSeq and is a predicted model, not a curated record. Lineage: Eukaryota; Metazoa; Arthropoda; Malacostraca; Decapoda; Portunidae. Bases 1 to 624 code for a protein of 207 amino acids. The transcript has 5 exons.